Messenger RNA from Chelmon rostratus (copperband butterflyfish), 2581 nucleotides. It is a transcript of the gene cdc42ep1b, whose product is annotated as CDC42 effector protein (Rho GTPase binding) 1b. Lineage: Eukaryota; Metazoa; Chordata; Actinopteri; Chaetodontiformes; Chaetodontidae. The record is from RefSeq and is a predicted model, not a curated record. The transcript has 4 exons. Bases 765 to 1856 code for a protein of 363 amino acids.
CUGCACCGCUGCGCUGCACCGACUCAAAGUUCACGUCCAAGCGGAAACACACGGCGCAGACCGCAGAGGAUGACACACACAAGAGCUGGCGAAGUUGUGUCUUUGCGAAGGGACUGCGCUCUGACGUUAUUCCAAGCUGGCCUCAGGCGAACUGAAUGAAAACGCAGAAGCCCCCCUACCCGGAAACCAUCGGAGGACUAAGUGGAUUGAAGAAGGCAGAGAGCAAGUGAGGGAGUCAGAGAGGGAGGGAAGACAGGGGGGAUUAGCAGCUAAUCCAGUGCAUGGACAAUCCUGGAGGAGCCUUAUCUUUCUUCCAGGAUGAUGCAGACGAAAUACUCGCUGGAUUACGGCACCUUCCUUUAUUGCUCUUUUCAAGAAAGCAUUGCCCUCCUUCUCCCUUUGCUCUGUUAACAUCUCAGAGGUCUGGCGUCUUGUGUGCAGAGGGACCAGGGGACGGAGGACAAAGAAGCGGGGCAACAGGCCUGGUGACAGGAUGUCCCAUGGACGGUGUGGUGCCUCACAUGGAUAAACCUCUUUAGUUGGAGACGGUGCAUGGCAGUGGACACCCCCCCCCCCCCCCCCCAGCUCUCUCUGCUUGGAGUUUGAGGAAGACGAGUGCAGAACAGCUUAUCGGAUGAGACACGCAGGCAAAAAGGACUCACUGCCAUGGACCCUAAACUGGAAUUUAAACUUGACUGACAUGUUAUCGGAGCUCAGGCCCUCGCUUUCGAAUUAAAGGGAAAUCAGACAACUUUCCUGUCACCAUGAGUCUGGGAAAGCUGCCAGGGAUCAAGGGCCUUGUUUCUGGCUCUCAGGGGAAACGUCGUUUCAAGAGCGAGCUCUCCGUGGACAUGAUCAGCCCGCCGCUGGGCGACUUCAGGCACACUAUGCACGUUGGCCGUGGCGGGGACGUGUUCGGUGACACUUCCUUCCUUAGCAACUACGGGGGCGCCAGGGAGCCAGGGAGCCCAGACUCGGCAAACAGCUCCAAGACAACAGGGUUCUUCACACGCACCUUUCGGCACGUUCGGAAAAACUCUGUGCCACGGCCGCGAGGGGGCUCUCGUGACCUGUCGUCACCACCGCCAGAUGUCUCGCCCAUCAUCAAGAACGCCAUCUCCCUGCCCCAGCUGAACAUGGACUCCCCCAACGGGUGCCUACAGAGGGUGCUGUUCCCCAGCUCCAUCAGCUCAACAGACGACUCCCUCUGCACAUACGGUCUGCAGUCUGGAUUUGUCACUCUGCCCCGCCUCUCUCGCCUUGACAGACAGUUUCAAGAUGGAGACCGAAAGGGGUCUCUACCGGACAGCGGUGGCAUCACACUGACACGCUCAGACUCCCUCACUUCGUUCACUGUAGACCUUGGCCCCUCCCUGAUGACUGAGGUACUGAGCUUGAUUGACAACCCCACCUGCCUUCAGAUGUCCAAUCACAGCCAGACAGCAUGUGAGGAAGUGGAAGGCGAGGAAAAGGAAGAAGAAGACGACAGCUCUCUGACAGAGACGCCUGUGCAGAGCCCGGCGGUGACUUCACCCAACUCUUCGGCAGGUAGUGGGUCACUCAGCAGGAAGGUGAACAGCAGGGGGCGCUCUUGUAGCUCUAACUGCACAGUGCAAGAAGGGGAGAGAAGGUCCCUGAGGACGCCAGAUGUGUGCGCUGGGUCCCCUCAGAGAGCGGAGCCUGCAAUGGAGGCAGAGAGGUUCCAGAGGGCAGCUGACGUGCUGGCUCGCCAUUACGGUGGAGGGUCCUUCACAAAGGGAAGGAGGAUGCUCAACGACACCACCUCUCCUGCUCUUUCCCACAGCCGCAAAGCACCAAAUGCCUUUUCUGAAGAGGAGGAAGAGAUCAAAGUCUAGAUGUUGAAACUCCAUGAAAGAGAGCAGAAACUUCAUUGAUCCAGCAAAAUCAUAGAAAGCUUAAAAUGAGCUGAGUUCUGCAUUCAUUUCAAGUCAGAGAGGCUGAACGUUGAUCCUGGUCUGUCAGCCUCUACAGGAUGGACAGUGAUGCGGAUCUUGAUCCUUCCCCUGCCCUGGUUUCAUACAGAUUAUUUAAAGUAUUCUAAAGACAUAAGUCACAGAAUGAGUGGGACACCACCCAAUGGAUUCAUGUCAAGACGAACUAUUAAUAACGACUUUACUGAGUCAUGUGUAUGUCAGUAUGUCCCACCUGCAUUAAUUAUACCCGUAACAGUUGACUGAACAUCCUGGAGAACAAUUACUUUUGAAUGGACUUUGAUUUUUCUAUUUUUUUUUCACACAGAACAUAAUCACUCACAACAUCACCAACACUCAACAGCAAAAUGUAUUUUAGUAAAUAAAGAUGUUCAGGUUAAAAAGUCUGAGGUCGAGCUGAACCCGACACUUGAGGAACGCUGUUGUAUAACAACUGUAAUAAAACCUCUCGACAUUGUAAGUAAAUUAACUGUGAUCGGGAAUGAUGGUGUUAUCAAAACUAAGAUAGUUGUACAAUGACAGCUGAUAUUCCUCUGAUGGCUAAGUGACGGCUGCACCUCUAAUAUGUAGAAUUGUUUAUCAAGCUUUUAUCAGUAUUUUUUUUUUUCUAAAAUUAUACGCCUGGUAUA